Molecule: messenger RNA, 869 nt
Organism: Rhododendron vialii
Lineage: Eukaryota; Viridiplantae; Streptophyta; Magnoliopsida; Ericales; Ericaceae
Product: putative glycine-rich cell wall structural protein 1
Exons: 1
Coding region: 244-696 (150 amino acids)
Source: RefSeq, a predicted model, not a curated record
AGUUGGGAGGCGGUAGUGGGAAGCAAGGGGUGGUGGUGGCAUGGUGUCAUCUUGUUUGGGCAAUUUAGACAAUCCACCCGACGAGUGAACCCACGGGGGCUGUUAAAGUCACGGGUCCUCAUUAUCAACCCACCAAAAACCCCCACCACCCAAUAAAUUACCACAGCACUCACCAUUCAACUAUAUAUAGCAUCGAAAUAGAGUACUAGAAAAAUCCAGAAGACCUUUGGGAAAACAAAAAACAUGAAACCCAACAUAUAUAUCAUUCUCACUAUUUUCUGCUUGCUAUCCGUUACUUUGAUGGCCAACAACCGCGGUGAUGGCGGCAGCAACGGCGACAAGAAGGUGGAGUCGCCGGAGUCGCCAAAGAGUGGCAGUGGGUCGGCCCACGGCCCUAAUUGGGACUACAGUUGGGGAUGGGGCUCAAGCCCGAGAUCUGGGUGGGGUUAUGGUUCUGGGUCAGGAAGGUCUCCAAACGGGUUUGGUAGGGGUUUCGGGUAUGGUUUUGGGUCUGGCUCUGGAUCGGGCUCUGGAUAUGGAUAUGGGACAGGCAGCGGUGGAGCUCGUGGAGGCGGAUAUGGUUCUGGGACCGGUUCUGGUGGUGCCGGGGGUGGUAGUGGUGGUGGAAGGGGCAGUCCGAGUGGAUAUGGCAACCGGUUGCCAUCGGUUAAUAAGGAUGGGAACAGCCAUGGCUGAAGAAACUAAUAUGAUGAUUUUAACUAUGUAGUGACUAGUCCAUGUAGUAUAUAAGGUGUAUUGGCAGUAUCUAUGUUUUUCCUACAUAUAUACAUAUAAGGUAGGGUACUACUGUACUGGCUUGUAUUAGUACGUUACUAAUAGGAAAUAUAAGAGUUUCCUCUUCUAUUAAA